AUGGGCAAAGCAGGCAGAAUAGCCUGCAUCUUCACGCCAAUGGCGCUGACCCUCGCCUCCUUCAUCUGCCUCAUCCUCAUCGAAGUCGCCGGCUGGAACAAGGGCACCCUGACCUCCUACUCCUUCUUCCAAGCGAACCUCACCAACCUCACGGCGGGCAGCAGCUCCUCCAACUCCGUCAUCUCCCUCGCCAUCGACAGCGUCAAGUCCGACGGCAGCCUCGCCGAGGUCUACGACAUCUACCUCUCCAACUACUGCAGCUCCAACAGCACCGACGGCAAGCUCGACUAUUGCUCCAAGCGCGAGUCGCAGUUUGUGUUCGACCCGCUGGAUGUGUUUGGGUUCACGAUUACGAAUGGCACGAAUGCGACGUCGACGAGUUCGAGUGAUAAUGCGGUCGAGAGCGCGAUUAAUAGCGCGAAGGAUAAUAUUGAUGAUUAUGAGGAUGAGAUUUUGGGGAGUAGUGGACGCAAGGCGUUGAAUGCGUACAAGAAGGUUGCAAAAUGGAUGUGGAUCGCCUACCAAAUCUCCUUCUGGACCACCCUCGCGACCCUAAUCCUCGGCAUCCUCGCCAUCUUCUCCCGCUGGGGCAGCUUCAUCACCUGGAUCCUCAGCUUCGUCUCGUCGCUCUUCAACAUCGCCGCGGUGCUGACCUCGACCAUCCUCUUCGCCAUCCUCGUCUCCGCCCUCAACGAAGCCCUCAAAGACUACGGCAUCAAAUUCUCCCUCGGCCACCAAGCCCUCACCGUCACCUGGCUCUCCGUCGCCUUCUCCUGGGCCGCCACGCUCUUCUGGCUGUUCAGCGUGUGCUGCUGCUCGGGACGCUCGAACCCGCACCAUCGCAGCAACAAGGGCGGGCUGUGGAACGCCGCACCCAAAGACCCCUACGCCCGUGGCCGAGGUCUGCAGGUCGAGAAGACGGGUGGUUUCGCCGGGAACGGCUACCAGCGUGUUGCGUCGCCGUAUCAGGGCGGUCACGAUGACCAGGUGCCGCUGCAGGAGUACGGCCAACCGAACCCGUACUCGGCGCCUACUACCACCCACAACCAUCAGCACCAGGGUGUGGGCUUUGAGCCGUACAGACAUGCGUAA
This is a messenger RNA of Zasmidium cellare ATCC 36951, 1092 nucleotides long. RefSeq lists its product as uncharacterized. Gene Ontology annotation, biological process: fungal-type cell wall organization. Gene Ontology annotation, cellular component: plasma membrane; cell cortex of cell tip. The record is from RefSeq and is a predicted model, not a curated record. Bases 1 to 1092 code for a protein of 363 amino acids. The transcript has 2 exons. Lineage: Eukaryota; Fungi; Ascomycota; Dothideomycetes; Mycosphaerellales; Mycosphaerellaceae.